AAUGUUGGAUCCGCACUCAUUCCUAGUUUGUGCAUAACACUGCUGCCAAAACAUGCGAAGCUAAUAAGCUCCCAAAAAUAAAAAGAUUGAGAAAAAGAAAAAGAGAAGUCGUAGAGAACUAUGAACUCAAAGAACGGUCCCACUCCGCACCAUUCCAAAGGUUUUAAUAAUUCUAUAUAUUAUAUCAACUUUUCUUGUAGAUCCUUCUCUUUAUAAAAACCCUUUUGUCACCUCUUCUUUCCUCCUCAUAAUAUCACAUCAUAGCCUUAAGUAAAGAAAACCCUUAUUUGCUCCCGAUUACUUACUUGUUCAUCACCUAGCCAAAGCUCCAUGUCCUAGUCAUUCCCCAGAUUCCCUCUCCUACAACUUAGUUCCUUUCAAAGUCUAUAUUACACACCCGUGCUAGUUGUUCUUUCUGUUUGCUUGUGCGUGUGUUUGUUUACAUAUACGUGUGAAAUUCAUCAUUUGUUGUAAAAGUGGAUCGGAGGUAUGGAAAGGGACCGGUUCCACCGGAAACAUCGGCGGCGGCGGAUGAUAAUCCGUCCUGGAACGAGACUGAUGUCACCGCCAUGGUCUCCGCUCUAAGCCGUGCCAUCGAGAACCCGACAGACCCGCUGGUCAAACAAGAGCUUGAUAAAUCGGAUCAACUUCAACAAGACCAAGAUCAACCAAGAAGAAGACACUAUAGAGGCGUAAGGCAGCGACCAUGGGGUAAAUGGGCUGCCGAAAUCCGCGAUCCAAAGAAAGCAGCCCGUGUCUGGCUUGGGACUUUCGAGACAGCAGAGGAAGCUGCUUUAGCCUACGAUCGAGCCGCCCUCAAAUUCAAAGGCACCAAAGCUAAACUAAACUUCCCUGAACGAGUACAAGGCCCUAGCACCACAACCAUUACUCAUGCCCCAAGAGGAGGUAGUGAAUCAAUGAACUCACCUCCUCCUCAGCCUGCUGAUCCAUCUUCUACUACUACUUCGUGGCCAGUGACUUAUAACCAAGACAUACUUCAGUACGCUCAAUUGCUCACGAGUAACAAUGAAGUUGAUUUAUCGUACUACACGUCGAGUCUCUUUAGUCAGCCCUUCUCAACGCCUUCUUCAUCUUCUUCUUCUUCACAACAGACGCAGCAACAACAACAACAACAACAGCAGCAGCAGCAGCGGGAAGAAGAAGAGAGGAGCUAUGGUUACCAUUAUUAUAACUAUCCAAGAGAAUAAUCUAAUUUUAUACAUAUUCGGUCGAAUCAAUAUUAUAAGUCGCUACCAUAUAUAUCUUCGUUUCAUUUAUUUUUUCGCAACCUUUGUUGCACCGAAAAUAUAAAUGAACGAGAGGCAUGUGUAACAUUUUGUUUUUGUUUCGUUAUUUUUAGUAAAAUUUGGAUUUGCUGAAGUUUAA
Messenger RNA from Camelina sativa (false flax), 1386 nucleotides. Its product is annotated as ethylene-responsive transcription factor ERF113. Lineage: Eukaryota; Viridiplantae; Streptophyta; Magnoliopsida; Brassicales; Brassicaceae. Gene Ontology annotation, biological process: regulation of DNA-templated transcription; ethylene-activated signaling pathway. The record is from RefSeq and is a predicted model, not a curated record. Gene Ontology annotation, molecular function: DNA binding; DNA-binding transcription factor activity.